This is a messenger RNA of Mercenaria mercenaria, 2340 nucleotides long. Its product is annotated as ankyrin-1-like. The transcript is spliced from 15 exons. The record is from RefSeq and is a predicted model, not a curated record. Lineage: Eukaryota; Metazoa; Mollusca; Bivalvia; Venerida; Veneridae. Gene Ontology annotation, molecular function: protein binding. Bases 550 to 2340 code for a protein of 596 amino acids.
GUUAUGGUGAUUUUAUCUUCAUUUCUGCAUACAAUACGCCAUAAUUCGUUAACAUAAAAUAGCGAUUUCGGUGAAAUGAAUGAAUCGGUGUUAUAGGAAUAUGACAUUACUAAUUUGUAUUCGAGUAUUUGUGUUUUAUCUAAUAUAUCGAUAACAUUUGAUCAACUUUACAAAGAUCUAUACAUGAGGAAUUCCUUUCAUCUAAGUUUACGCGUAUAUUAAACAUAGCUGCAUAUAAUGUACAGUGAAACAUCGCGCGCUCGAACGGUACUGGAAUAAUUAGCUCGAGUUACAUGUAACAGUGGUUCUCGAUAUCGAACAAUAUACAUGAUACAGAGAUUUCCCUGGUUCUGAUAAUAAGUUCGGGCAAAAGGUUGUGUACGAAUUAUCCGAUUUGGAGAGAAUGAAGUCUGACUGUAUUCUGUUAUAGUUGUAAACAGAGUACAUUUAAUCUCACAUCAGACCGAUGUAGCUGGAUAAAAACUUGUACACAAUUCUAAGGAGAGAUUUCCUGGAAGAACAGAGCUCCCCGAACACAGUCAUUGAGCCAUGCAGCGCAAAGUAGGCCCAUACAAGUUUAGUCAGGAUGUUUCGAUGGUCAAACAACAGGAAACAGAAACAAAGACUAAAAAGGAUGAACGUGAAAAAAUUAAUGAACUGUUCAAGAAAAUAAGAAAGGGAGAAAUCAAAGAAGUGAAACAAAUGCUAGAUGAACCAUCAAUAACACUAAAUUCUACGGACAAAGAUGGAAACAACCCACUUCACGUCGCCAUCGAUGCCAAAGGAAAGGCUUGGUCGUUAUUUAAACUAUUACUUGGAAAAAGCUCGGAAACCAAUACAAUUAACAUGAAAAACAAGGAAGGUUUUACACCACUGCAUCUGGCGGCAAUUCACAACAAUGAUGAGAUUGCAGUGCAACUUAUCGAGAAGCAAGCUGACAUGAAUAAAAAAGAUAAUGAUGGAUUAACACCCAUUCUAACGGCUGCCAGUUGCGAUAGCUCAGAAGUAAUCGAAGUGCUACUUCAGAACGGUGCUAACCUAGAGGAUAAAGACCAUCAAGGGAAUACGAUUGUUCAUUUAGCGACGGAAAACGGCUGUGUAAACGUUUUAGAACUACUGUUAAACAGAGAGAAUAUGACACGCUACAAAAAAAUUAAAAAAAUGUUGAAUGCUGACAAGGAUGAAGAAGCACCGUGCCAAUGUGAAAACUGCAAAGACGAAGACUGCCAAAACAAAGACUGUGAAAACGAAGACCGCGAGGACAAAGAAUGCGAAGACCGCCAAGAUGCAAGCUGCGAAGGCAAAGACUGUAAAAUCGGAGAAUCUGAAAACAAAGACUGUCCGAAUUGUUCAAAAGAAGACUCAAAAAGCAUAGACAAGGACUUUGCAAGAACUCCGAUUGGGCUUGCCGCUUAUUACGGGUACCUGGAUUGCCUGAAGCUUUUGAUCUUGCAUGGGGCGAACGUACAUGAGAAGUGUAAAAAUUGGAAAACAGUUCUGCAUCUUGCAGCAGCACAAGGAAAUACAGGUGUAGUAGAACAGUUAAUUCAAGAUGUGCCAGUGCUGAUGUAUGAGGAGGACGAUAAACAACAGACUGCUAUCUAUGAUGCUAUUAGAUAUGAUCAAAUAGUAGCGAGUCUGAUAAAGGCUGGAGCCUAUGUCAAUUGGUGGGACUACCACACCAGAACCCCUUUAAGUUAUGCAGCAGAGAAAGGAUUUGUAGGAUCUACAAAGAUAUUGCUUAGACAUGAUGCGGACUAUCAUUGGCUCGAUGUUAACAAGAGGCAACCGAUCCAUUAUGCUGCGGAAAAUGGCCAUUCUGAAGUGUUUCGAAUCCAUGCAUCAGAAACAUCUUCAGAAUAUACAGCGAGAGAUGACAAAGGAGAAAAUUGUUUUGAUUUGGCGAUUAAAAACAACCACGUAGAAACAGUUUUGACUAUGUUUCAAAUGGAAAGUGGAAAAUGGGAAGACCUUUUGCGUAGUAGGUCGUCUAAAUUUGACACACCGAUGCGCAGACUUAUCAGAGAAAUGCCAGACGUCGCUAGAGUGGUAUUUGAUAAAUGCGUGAGGACCGAUGGUAAUGGAGACAGUUUUGAAGUAGAGUUCAACUAUGAGUUUCUUGACGACACACUUCAUCUUAGAAAGUGGACAAUAAGUGAUAUUAACAACGAAGAUGACGGAGAUUACCAAAAAGACGGAGAUGCCAAAUGUAACAAAGAUGUCAAAGGUGAUGGAGAUGACAUAGACGGCGAGGAACCGUACACAGACGAUUUAAACUUAAUUAAAGCCAACCAUCCAUUGAUGAUCAUGCAUACAUUAAGUACAGGUAUGAAAACAUAG